Messenger RNA from Bipolaris oryzae ATCC 44560, 1161 nucleotides. RefSeq lists its product as uncharacterized. The transcript is spliced from 2 exons. The coding region runs from base 1 to 1161 and encodes 386 amino acids. The record is from RefSeq and is a predicted model, not a curated record. Lineage: Eukaryota; Fungi; Ascomycota; Dothideomycetes; Pleosporales; Pleosporaceae.
AUGGACAUCACCAGGGGCUCCAUGUCGAGCAACUCGAAUCUGAGUACCAAGGACGACGGCACCACCCCCAACGAACCCUUCAUCCUGCGCCAUGGCCGCAGAUACAUCCGACGCGCGCAAGGCUACCCGCUGCCAUGCGAUCUUCCCGAACUCCACCGUCAGAAUCUACAGACCCUUCUUGCCACGGCCGUCUUCGGGAGGGCCCUGGGCUCCACCCCGUCGCACGCUCCGAAAAAAGUCCUGGAAGUCGCAUGCGGCACAGGAUACUGGUCGGCUGUCUGUCACGAAUGGUUGAGUGGUCAGGGCUACGAAGACGUUUCUUUUACCGGACUGGACAUUGUCCAUGUGGCCGGAGACUUGCAGCGCCAGGGCAUUGACUGGAAAUUUGUGCAACACGACUUGCGCAAGUUGCCACUGCCGUUUGACGACGAGGAGUUUGACAUAGUAGUCAUGAAAGACAUGAGCAUGGUAGUCCCCUUGGGGGCGCCAACACAAAGGACACUUGACGAGUGUAUCCGCAUUCUCAAAUCGGGCGGCACGCUAGAAAUGUGGGAGACUGAUCACAUCAUUCGUUCCAUCAUGCCUCAUCCCCCACCUCCGCCAGGCAAGAACCCCCAGGAUUAUGCUUGCGCCGUAUCAACUGGGACGUUUCUUAUUUCGCAUACGACGCCCUUUACCGACGUCCAAAACAAGUACCUCCAAGAUGCAAAUGCGUGGAUCCAAGAAGCCCUGGGCCGACGCAAACUCUCUCCAACCCCCUGUUCGCGCAUCUCUCAGAUAUUGCUCCAGGAGACAGAGACGCUGUGCGAGGUAGAAAACCGCCGGGUGGCGAUUCCGCUUGGCGAGCCGCGUUGGGAACGCGAAGCAGCGGGCGACACAAUGAAGCGACGGGGGAGUGAGGCUGGGAAGCUCAAGAUAGGCGGGUCAACCAUGGAUGGCUCUACUCUGACGCAGGAGCAAGCGGCCCUGCGGCACACGGCGCUCCUUGUUGUUAUUCAACUGAUUGAAAGCCUCGAGCCGCUGCUCAAGGACGUCAGCGGCAAGAAUCAGGAGGAAUGGCAGCGCUACUGGAAUUCCAUGAUCAACGACCUGCUCGAGCAGAAAGGAGCCUCGAGUGGCGAGUGUCUUGAAAUUGGAAUCUGGUGGUGUAAAAAGGUCUAA